Larimichthys crocea (large yellow croaker) is the source of this 5644-nucleotide messenger RNA. RefSeq names its product kinetochore scaffold 1 (gene knl1). The transcript has 30 exons. The coding region runs from base 222 to 5225 and encodes 1667 amino acids. Gene Ontology annotation, biological process: cell division; attachment of spindle microtubules to kinetochore; protein localization to kinetochore. The record is from RefSeq and is a predicted model, not a curated record. Lineage: Eukaryota; Metazoa; Chordata; Actinopteri; Sciaenidae. Gene Ontology annotation, cellular component: nucleus.
ACACGGACUGCGCAUGCGCGGAGGCGGCUAAAUUCAAAACUCAAGACGUUAGCGUCACCGAGGCUCGUUGACGUUAGCUGCAGUUUGAAGCUCCGCGUAAAAAAAACAAAAACAACAAUAAACGACAUGAAAACAAGUUUAAAAGUAGUUUAGCACGAACAACACAACCGUAACCCGGUGUUAACCGUGAGGAGCCAGCUCACAACAACUCAAAGCUGAAAAUGGAGCCUCUGGAUCCUGCCAAAAAUGAUGACAGCGGUGGAUUGUCCAAGCGCCGCCAUAUUUCUUCUAUUUUAAAAGCACCACGGAAAUCAAUCAGAUAUCCUGAACCAGAGGAACAGGAAAAUGUGGUGGAGGUUGCCAAACCAGUGGAAAGGAGGAAUUCAAGGAGAGUCAGUUUUGCCCCUGCCAACAACGUUCUCCUGUUCACAAAGGAUGUAAACAAUGCCUCUCCGACCAGAAGUCCUCUACAAGAGUUAAUGACAACAACAGCAACAGCAGCAGCCACACAAAACAGGGGCCAGGUGGCGGUCAUGGAAGAUGGGGUUCAACAAAUUAUGGGAAUGGAAACUCUACUGAAUGCUCCUCUACAUACUUCUCAACAAAGAGAUAAGGUCAACUUUGAUACUGGAAAUGACUACGGGGAGAAAACAGUUAUGUUUUCAGAUGAUGCAUUCAUGGACAUGACCCACAGUCACACGAUAAACAUUGCCAAUGAUGGAGAAUUACUUGCAGAUAUUUCCCUCCACAACUACGAUGUAUUAGCAACCCGCAGAGAGAAAACAGUGAUGUUCACUGCAGAUGAUGGAUACAAAAAUAAGACCUUAAGUCAUACUGUGACAAGUGGAAGAAUGGAUUUAGGUGCAGAGAUAAGAAACGUAUCGUCAUCAGUGCCUAGUAUGGAUCCUGGAUUUGAAAACUUUCUUGCAAGUCUGUCUAAACCAAGUGCACCCAGCAUUAAUCCUGUGAUGACCAGAAUGACACCUCCUGCCGGAGCAUCCUCUGGUGAUGCAAAAGGUUCCCUCGCCCAGAUUAAAACACAGAAGGCUGAAGUGGAUAAAGAAAAUCAGGUUCCAACUUCUGUUUCAGCUGCAAAGGAGACACUGGAGAAGUCACUAAAUACAUCCAGGAAGAUUAGUGAAUCAUCACUCUAUCCAAAGGAUGAUGUAAAGGCAGAUAUGUCUGAAGCUCAGACAGACCGCAUCAGGGGACUCACUGAUGAUAACGAUCCCUUUCAGUGGCUUUUUCCCACACAAGAAACACACUCCCACCUUGACAACAGAGUGUCACAGACAGCAGAGAAGACCAAACCGCAGCAGAGCAGUAAAACACUGGCAUCAUUCAACACUAAAGAAGUGGCAUCCUUGAAGAAUCCUUCUCUACAAACCUCUCAUCAAAGACACAAGGUCGACUUUGACACAAAAGAUGAAUGCAGAGAGAAAACAAUCAUCUUCACUGCAAGUAAUGAGUUCAUGGACAUGACUCAGAGUCACACAGUUAACAUUGCCAGUGGUUUAUUCGCUCCUCCAAACCAAAGUAACACUCGUCUGGAGGAGAGAAAACGUGAGACCUGUGGUACUCCUGGCAUUCCCUCGAAUGGUUUGGAUCUAGGAUUUAAAAGCUUCCUUGCAAGUCUCUCUAAAACAGUACCAACUGCUGCAGUAUCCUCUAAGGCGCCGGAAGAAAAUCGCUCACUAAAUACAACCAGAAGCUCUCGUGAGUCAUUUAUUGGAGGUGCUGAAAAUGUGAGCAUGGAUAUGACUGAAGCUCAGACAGGUCGCAUUGUUGGGCUCACUGGCUCAGAUGAUCCGUUUCAGUUUUUGUUUCCAUCACAAGCCCUGAACCCCCACCGUGACAGUCUGAAGAGCGCAGAGAUGACUUCAGGACAGAAGAAUAUCAAGCCAUCUUUAAAGACUAAUGUGGAAAGACACCAGGUCAAAUUUGAUGCUGAAGAUGACUGCAGAGACAAAACAGUGAGGUUUUCUGCAGAUGAUGCCUGUAUGGAUGUGACACGAAGCGGUGAGAAGACAGUGAGGUUCACUGCAAAUGAUGCAGCCAUGGAUAUGACGCAAAGUCACACUGUAAAUAUUGCCACCGAUUUCGACCAACAGUCACAUCAAAAUGUGGACUUUUUACCAGCUUGUGGAGAGAAGACAGUGAGGUUCACUGCAAAUUAUGCAGGCAUGGAUAUGACGCAAAGUCACACUGUAAAUAUUGCCACCGAUGUUGAGCCACAGUCACGACAUAAUGUGGAAGUAUUACCUACAAGCGGUGAGAAGACAGUGAAGUUCACUGCAAAUGAUGCGGGCAUGGAUGUGACACGGAGUCACACUGUAAAUAUCGCCACCGAUUCAGUUCUUUCACGUCAAGAUUCUAACAUUUCAUCCUCUCAUGAAAAUAUGGAUUUUCCCUUAUCUGUCAAAAAGUGCGAAAGUGAGACGUGUCGUCCGCGUAGAAACCAUUCUUUAUCAAUACAUUCUCUGGAUCCAGGAUUUAAAAACUCCCUGUCUAGGAGAAGUGGCCCCUCGGCUUAUCCUGUGACCACCAAAGCAUUGGCUCAUGCUACACCAUCCCCUCAAGAAACCGUGAACACAAAUGGCUUCUUGGACCAACUUAAAAUGCAGAAGCUUGUUGUAGAUGCUGAAAAGGAAGAAGCUCCAGGUUUUGUAUCAGCUGUCACAGAGAAUCCAGUAAAUAAAACCAUGAUAGAUGACGAUGUAUGCAUGGAUAUGACUGAGGCUCAAACAGGCAACAUUUUGGCACAAACAUGUACAGAUGAGUGCUCACAGGACUUGCAGAUCUAUUCUGACCAUUUGAAGAACACUGAGGUGACUUCACAACAGAGCAAUGAAGCACAGGGAUCAUCCAAUCCUGAUGGUGUGGCAAUCACAAACUGCCCAGAUUCCCUUCCCUCAAAUGAAACUGAUGACAGGAAAGAUCCCGAUCCUAGAAGUCAACCUUGUUCAGGUAGUGCUGUUGACCACGAUGUUGAUGCAGUACCUUCACGAAAGUCUAGACGAAUUAGUUUAGCUGAUGUCCAUUCAAAAGUAAGGCGUUUGAGCCAGAUGAUAAAAAGCGCUCCUGAGUCUGUCGCCUUGGACAACUGCACAGCAACUUUGCCUCAGCUGGAACACAUGGACAUGGACAAAAACCCAAAAGACAAAACUGAACUUGAACUGGGUUUGGAGAACACUGAAGAAAAUACACAAGCUCAGUGUCUUGUGGAAGAAGAACAAACCACUAUGACUACUACAACUCCUUUUAAUUUGAAGACGAAACAACUUAUGUCAAGACUGUCAGUGGGAGGUUUUAAGGCGAAACUCCCCCAAAGAAGCAAACCCGAUGAUCCAAAGAAGGUGAACUCGGUGGGAGAACAUACAAGGACGAUUACCGUCAAUGUCACUAAUCAACUGAACAAUUUUGAUGAUGAUGUGAGCGAUAUAUAUGAUGAAGAGCUUGGUAGCUUGGAAGAUAUGUCAGAAAUGUUGGACACAAGGAGUCCACAGAAAGCCACUGAAGAAGAGCAUCCAUCUCAGAAAUUUAACAUGGAUGAGCCUUUGGAAGAUGAUGUGUUUGACCAAGACUUUAUUAGUGCUGGCCAUGGAAAAAAGAGACCUUUGCCAGUAGAUGAAGAUAGUAUGGAGGAUGAGAAGAGAAUGAAAGGAUCCAUGGAGAUGACUGCUGACUUUGACAUGGGCUUACAGUCCCAAGUUGUAGAGUAUGAAGGUAACAUUACUACAGCUCCAGGCAUGACGACACAGACCACUGAUUACUCCAACAGCAGUCACACAGCCAGCAUCCGAUGUGAAGCUACAUUUAAUUCAACCUUCAAACAAAGCAUGUUUGAAUCCCAGCUUGAAGACUACGCCAGUGAUGUGCAGAGGAAACUCGAUGACGGCACCAUCACAGUAUUGGAGUUCUUGAAACUCUUCAACAUAGACUUUGUCAUCCAUAAUCCUCGGCAAAGUGUUCUUCCUGGAAGACUUUUGUCAGACACAGAUCGCACACCGAUGGAUUUUUUGAAAGACAGGCAUAUCAACCGUCCUAAACAGAUGGUGUAUGAGACAAACGUCCUGAACCUCACAGAAAAAGUGGAGGGGUUAAAAGUGCGAAUGAGGGAUCUCGAUAAACCACUGAACAUUGUCAAUAGACCUCUGUGGGAGGAAAUGAGAAAUUCUUCAGAGAAGGAGCUCAAAUCUUUUGGUGCAAAACUAAAAGAGAGAAACAACUUGUUCAGAAAGACAAGCAAAGUCCAGUCGCAUGAAAUGAAGGAGGUGUUGUACUCAGAGCUUGUGCACGCUAAUCUGGAGGAGCAGCAGAAGUUGAGAGGAACGAUCGAGAAAGCAGAUGAGAUGAUACGAAGUUUGGAUGACUGCAUUGGUGAACUUGAAGCAGAACUUGCUGGAGUUAAAGAAAAAGGCUUUGACGGCAAACCAAGCCUGAAAUCAUGUCAGGAAGAAAUGCAGAAAGUCACAGCAGCUUUGGCGGAUAAUGACCGACAAAUAUCCGAACUGGAGAUGCAGAAGAAGCAGAAUUCAAAUAAACUGAACAGGCUGAAAGCUGAGACCAGGAACCUUGAGAGCCACAUCACCACGCUGCAUAUGGUGAAUGAAUGGAAGUUUGGAGAGAAGAGAGACAACUGCACAGUCUACACUUUUCUCCAUGACACCUUCCAUCUACAGUUGGUGUACGAAAAAUCAGAUGGAAAUGAUGCUGAUCAUCAGCCUGAGAGGAAAAUAUCACACAUCACAUUCAAACAUCAACUUGAUGAUGAGGAAUCGCAGGGUCACGCCUGCCUUGUUCACAAACUGCUCUCUCAGUUCACCGAGGGCGAAGCUUCCUGGGUGGAGAAGUAUCCAAUGACCAGACAUGUUCCAAAGCUGCUCCAUGACGUCAGCCUUGUGGUGAGUCGCUGCCGUCUGCUGGGGGAGGAGCUGCGUCUGCUGAAAAUGUGGGGAAGUCUGAAGCUCGAUAUUCUCGACAUCAGCUGUAUAGACACUCGAGUGCACAUUGUCUUCAGCAGCCUCAAGAAAUUUUCCAAGUUUGAGGUGAUCUUCUCCGUCAGUUUGACCAACCAUCUCUGUGCCCUUCAAGUGCAGAGCUUCAAAAACAUGAUCGGAAACACGACGAUCCAACAGAUUGAAGAGAUUGUGGCAUCGUUUGUCCCAGGCAAGAAACUCUUGACGAAGAUUGUCAAGAAGAUUCAUGAAAGCCUACUCUGUUGAGAGUUUGCUCUUUACUCUUUGUACAAUAUAGAUGUUAAAAGAUUGAAAAAAAAAAACCUAAAAUCUAUGAAGUGAAAAUCCAUUGCAUUUUGUUAUAAAUACUUCCAACAUAUAUAAUAUACUGGCAGAUAAAUGAGGACAGUAUAGUUUUGUCACAGCUACAUGGUCAGUUCAAGUCCUGCUCAGUUGUGUCAUCUAGAACAUUUGUUUUGAUUUAAAUUUUCUAAGUGAUCAUGUGAAACGUUUAAAAGGUUAAAUCCAGUCGUCUUUCACUGGUCUGGAGUGCAGACAGUGCAGUGAUCUCUAUGCACUUUCCAGAGUCGCCUGCAGGUGGUGAACAUGGAUUACCUGAUAUCAGACAGAAAUGUCAGCUCAUUACACUCAGAUGAACUCAGUGGAGUGGGUGGCUUCAAAUGUCU